Molecule: messenger RNA, 3078 nt
Organism: Anolis sagrei ordinatus
Lineage: Eukaryota; Metazoa; Chordata; Lepidosauria; Squamata; Anolidae
Gene: ITPRIPL2
Product: ITPRIP like 2
Source: RefSeq, a predicted model, not a curated record
GGAAGGAAGGAAGGAAGGAGGCGGAGGAGAAGGAGAGGAGAGCCUCCCCAGCCCCGUCCCGGGACAGGAGAAGUAAGCAAGCAAGGAGGGAGGGAUAGAGCCGCCUCCGCCGUCGGAAAGAGGCCGAAGGAGAAAGAAGGAGGAGGAGUUGGAGUUGGAGUUGUCCUUCCUUCCUUCCUUCUUUUCGGAGAGAUUGCAUGGCUUGAGACUCAUGGGCAGGAAUCCCGGUCCAUACACUCCCAGUGCUGCUGAGCUGUAGUUUGGCAUCCCCACGGACUGGGCUGUUCCCUGUGCUGAGAAGGAAGCUCCACCAAAGGACUCUGGAGUGUGGACAGAGGUUAGAAGAGGACCAAGUUCUGUUGUACUCAGACUCCUUGUGUGGAGGCCAGCAUGCAGGGCUUGGUCAUGGAAUGCUUUGGUUCAUAGUGAGCGUAGGAAGGAAACACCUCCAAGACACCUUGCCUUGAGACAGAGACUGUGAACCCACGCUUCAAGAGUUGGGACACCAAUGGCCACGCCAUGCACUCCGCACAUGCUCAGAAGCUCCCUCAAUGCCAGUUAUGACGACCACCUCCUCCUCCUGGGGCUUAGUCAUGGAAAGAUUGGAUUCAUGGUGACCUUACACAGGAGAGACCUCCAAGAUGUCCUUCCUUGAGACAGAGACAGAAACUGCUUCGCUUCAAGAGUUGGGGCGCCAAUGGCCAAUGCUCAGAGCCCCCCUCAAUGCCAGCCAUGACCACCUCCUCCUCCUGGGGCUUUGUCAUGGAAAGAUUGGAUUCAUGGUGACCUUACACAGGAGAGACCUCCAAGACAUCCUUCCUGUUCGCAACAGCCCUUGAGAGACAGAGACUGUGAACCCCAUGUGUCAAGAGUUGGGGCGCUAUGCACUCUGCGCAUCCUCAGAGGCCUCCUCAAUGCCAGCCAUGACCUCCUCCUCCUCCUCCUGGGGCUUAGUCAUGGAACAAUUGGAUUCAUGGUGAUCUUAUGCAGGAGAGAUCUCCAAGACAUCCUUCCUGUUUGCAACAGCCCUUGAGAGACAGAGAUUGCGAACCCCACGUGUCAAGAGUCGGGGCGCCAUGCACUCUGCGCAUGCACAGAGGCCCCCUCGAUGUUAGCCAUGACCACGGUCUCCUCCUCUUACCGCCUCAAUGAGUGGGUCUUCUGGCCCUUGGCGCUGCUGUGCCUCUGGCAGGUCUGGAGGAGCCGUACAAUUGUCGUUGGAGGAGGAGAAGGUGCCACGACGACCUCCUUCCUGAAAGAUAGCUCAUUAUUGCUGUUGGUGGCCCUGCUGGUUUUGAGUGCCUGGGCCUUGAGACGACGUCUCCGCUGCCAACAAGGCACCAAGGAGGCAAGAGCAGUGCCAUCAAGGGUCGAGGUCAAGGCCCACAGUGGUCGUCGCUUGGCCUUGGAGGCCUUCUCCACCCAGCAGCAGCUGCUCCGUCCCUCCUCACACGUCUUGGGCCAUAGCAAGGCUCGCCUGGGCCGGGUGGCAACCACGGUGGCCAAGGCCGGGAGAGAAGGGGGCCCCUUGAGGAUGGCGCUGCGGGGUGACUGGGUGCUGGGUGGUGCCCACGAACAACCUCGACGUCCUGGCGCCGCCUUCGAGGUGUUGCUGCCUUUGCGCCUCCCGCCAGGAAUCUGCCUCCAAGUGGCUCCCUCCAAGGAGCCCCAAGGGGUCUUUGCCUGCACCCUGGAGGUCUUUCUCAAGGAAGACGGAGCUGGAGUAGAAGCGCUGUGUAUUGAGGGGCCCCAAGGAGUCCCCCACUUGUCCUCGGCACUAACACUGCGCUGGUUCGCAGCACAGCUUAAGCGGAGCCUGCGGGCAGUCCAUUGCAGCCUGCAGGAGCACCUGAGCCUCAAGGCGGGCCCUGGGCGGCCUCCCGUCCUCCGCCUUGGCCCUUGUUCUGACGACUACGUCUGCAGCCACCUCUGCCUUUCCUUACGCCUCACUCCAGCCCUUCCCAUUGGCAAGGGCAUCUUUUUGACCCCAUUGCCAGGUCACCAAGGCACCCUCUGGACACUGGACACCUCCCACCUGGAGCGGCGCCUGUGGGGCUGGGUACGGGAGCGGGCCCCCCAAGACGCCUGCCACCUCCAUUGCCUCCGGAUCCUGGAAGAGCUCCGGGACCUCACUGGGCGCACCUUGGGGCCCCCGCUGCGUGACCAAUGGCACCGGGCCCUCCGCUCUGAGGUUCUUGAGACAGCCCUCUUGCGCCUGUUGCUGCAGCGACGGGGUCCCUGGGGCAGGCAGUGGCUGGAGGACUGCCUGGGGGAGCUGGUGGCUUCCCUGGUGGGUGCCUUGAGGAGGCACAGGAUGACGCACCUCUUCCUGGGCAGUGGUGCUAGCCUGCUCCCCCCGGCCCUGGGCCUGCCCCGGAUGCUCAAGGAGGUUACUUCCAUCAACCUCAACCUCCUGGCUGGCUUCGAGGAGCCCUUCUUGGACUGGGUGGCCCUGCAGCUGUGGGACGCCUGGCAGCAGGCUGAGACCCUCCUGGGCAGGAAUGGCAUCCACCACUGCGAUAACAGGAAGCAUGCCCACUGAAGUCCAGGCCGGGACCCUUGGUGAGGAAGUGACCUCAACCUUGGUGGGCAAGGAUGGAGCAGCAUCGAACCCUUGAGUCAGAAGGGAUCCCCAUAGAGGGCCACCCACUCCAACCACUUUGGCCAUAAAGGAGGACACAGUGAAUGAAGGAAGGAAGGAAUCCUAGAAUCCUAGACUUGGAAAAGACCCCAAGGGCUACCCAGUCCAACCUCCUUCUUUCAGACAUAAUCCAAGCCCCCCCCCCCCGACAGGUGGCCACCCAAUCUCUGCUUGAAAACCCCCAGAGAAGACUAUUCCACUGCUUUACAAGGCAGUGUGUUCUAUUGAACAGUUAUUACCAUCAGAAAGGUCGUCCCAAUGUUCAGUUGGAAUCUCUUUUCCUGCCAUUUGAAUCUAUGGCUCCAUUAUGUCCCAUUCUCCAAAGCAGCAGGCUUCUGUCUUUCUUCUUUUGGAGGUCACUUGGGGCCAAAGUGACAUGCUGUAUGAAGGGUACGACUGACAUAACACUUCUUAUUAUUAUUGUUGUUGUUGUUGUU